Esox lucius (northern pike) is the source of this 5512-nucleotide messenger RNA. RefSeq names its product zinc finger protein 827. The coding region runs from base 474 to 3806 and encodes 1110 amino acids. The transcript has 10 exons. The record is from RefSeq and is a predicted model, not a curated record. Gene Ontology annotation, cellular component: nucleus. NCBI's taxonomy places the organism in Eukaryota, Metazoa, Chordata, Actinopteri, Esociformes, Esocidae. Gene Ontology annotation, biological process: regulation of gene expression.
UGCAUUUAAAGUGGUUGAUUGGCAAAGGAAAAACAUUUUGCCUAAGUAAAAAUAAAAAUAGUAAAUAACAAAAGUCUGAAGCGUAAUUAUAUAGGUCCUCGUUACUCUCUUGCCCUUUGAUCCCGUCGUAUUGAAUGGAAGCUGUCUUUCCCUCACACACAAAUAGAGAAUGAGAGAGAAACGCACUCACGCACGGGCUGUUGUCCGUACUCACUGCACUGAGUGAAAGUGAGAGAGUGUGAGGGACAAAGAUAGUGUGUGUGUGGGAGAAAAGAGACAGAGAGCAGCAGCAGACGAGGCGAUAGCACCCCACGGCCGCUGCCCAGGUCAGAUCCCGCGACAGCUCCCAUCUACCCUACCAAGCAACGAGGUGACUUCCAACCCGCAUCAACUAUCAUUCAACUGUCAUUCCCACGGAGAGGGACAUUUUCACCCGACGCCUGAAAGAAGUAGAAUAAUGUAAAAGAAGAAAGAUGCCUCGGAAGAAGCAGUACCAACCGCAGCGCUUAGGGCUUCUAUCACAUAGGGUUAAGACCCCGAUAACAGUCACCCUGGCAACAGAACCUCUGGUGAACGAGAUGAGUUGCGGCGGUGACACAGAGGAUCCUCACCGCUCCUCCUCAAACCCUCGCCCCUCUCUGGCACCUCCACCCACACCCCAUGAUCUCCCACCCACCUCCUUGGAUCCCCAAGGCCUGUGUCAAACUCAGGAUCCACCCUCCACACCCUCCUCCUCUCGCUUCCCCCAGGAUCACGGCCUGGUUCCGGGGCAGAGUGAACCGGGUCAGGGUCCCGUGGAUAAUACGCUGGAUAAGGACCUGUCUCUCUCCUCCAUCUUGGCCCUGCUGUGUGGGGGGGUGAACCCCCUCCAGGGCCUGGGGAGAGAGACGCUGACCUGCCCCCCGGUCGGUGUCCAGGGCCUGGGGAGAGAGACGCUGACAUGCCCCCCGGUCGGUGUCCAGGGCCUGGGGAGAGAGACGCUGACCUGCCCCUCGGUCGGUGUGAAGCCGGGGGCCUCGACUCUGGGAGGACAUGGGAGGAUGCAGGGAGGAAGGAGAGAAGGGGAAGGAGACUCUUCCCCCCCACUGGGUUUGCUCCCUGAUGUGCCCCCGCUCUCCCAGCAUGCCUUGCAGCUCAGCGCUCUAGCCCAGAGGGUAGCCAAGAACUCUCUCUCUUCCCCCUCCUCUUUUUCGUUCACUCCCCCCUCCUGCGCUGUGUCCUCCAGGCAGCCGGUGUCUGGGGAGCUCCAGGGAAGGCCAGCAGAGCAGGAUGUCUGGCCCAGUCACAGGUGCUCCUGGGCAGGUAAAGGAGGACGCCUCUCCCCUGACUCUGCCAUCCAGCGCCUCAGGGCCGCAGCAGCCAACGCUGCCCUUCACAACAGAAGCGCUGAUCCCUCCUCCUCUCCCUCCCUCUCCUCCGGAGGUGUAGUAUUGCAGGAGGAGGUGUGUCUGACCCUCGACCCCAGGCCCCUGACCUCUCCCUCGUCCGCUAGUUCCACCCUUGCCGCACUGUCCCAGAAGGUCAGCCAGAGUGGUCCAGGGUCAAAGGUCGCCAGUUCAGUGAGGUCAGAGGUGAGUUCGGGGCAGAAGCUCUCCAGCACCUCCUCCUUCCUCUCCCUCCUCUCCCGCUCCUCCCCCACUCCUCUGUCUCAAAGCUCAUCCAAAGUUGGAGAGAACCGGGGGGGUCUAUCACCAGAGCCCAGGCCUGAAGAGGAGACCCAAACCCGAGCAGAGAACCAGGCCGUGCCCCCCUCCCCCUGUAAGAAUCAAGGCUCAGCCCUCCUGCCCCAGAUGGAAAGUAAGACGAAGCCCAGGUCACCCCCUCUCCCCUUGGAUACUCAGGUGAACACCAGCCCCGUGGGGGAGAGCAGCCCUGGAGCACAGACAGUUGUCUACCAGUGUCCAGUAUGUGGGCUGCAGAUGAAGAGGAGAAGCUACUGGAGGAGACACAUGUCUGUCCACACGGGGUUGAAGAGCCAGCAGUGUCAACUCUGCCCAUUCCGCUGCGCACGCAAAGACAACCUCACAGCCCACAUGAAGGUCCACAUACAGAAGGAAAAAGGGGAGGAGUUUCAAUGUAACCUUUGCCCUUUCACCUCACCCCGCCACUUUAGCCUGAAGUUGCACAUGAGAUGCCACCAGAGACCAGGCAGACACACACACACACACACACACACACUUGCGGGAGACGCAGAGCGAGACCGCGGGGGGAAGGAGAAGACAGAGUCUGAGGGAGGUGAGCAGGCCAGGUUGCAGCCAGGGUGUAAAGUAGAUCUCUCCCCCAGACUCCUAGACACCAGCCUCCGUUACUCCUCCUGUUCAGCUCCACUGCACUCCGCUCCGGUGCAGCAGGAGCUCCUGAGGCAAGAGGGGGAGGCGGAGGGAGCCAAAGAGGGACAGAGAGGUGAAGUUUGUGUGAAAGAGGAACCCCAAGAUCUGCAGGUCUCAACCUCCUCCCAGCUCCUCCCAUCUCCUCCACUCUCCCCCCUCCUCCCCCGCCCAACUCCUUCCCUCUCCCCACUCUCACCUCCCUCCCUCUCCUCCCUUCUUCACUCCCUCUCCCCACACCCCCCCUUGCUCGCUCCCAAGAGAAACAGGCGCAAAGCCAGAACACCCCCUCAUUCGCCCUCUGCCCAGAAACGCAGAACACACACACCCCUCACACACCCACCUCUGAUGGUUCCCAUGGCGACCUCUCUCUUCAGCCCUGACAUCAGCUCCAAGACGGCUUCUGACCUGCUCAUCAAACUCUCAGAGGCCACCCAGAAGGCUGAGCUGAAGCCUGGGUCUCUGGUGAAGCAGGAGGCCCAGGAGGAGGGCCUGGUCCCUGGGCAACAGCAGCAGGGAGCUGAGCCUGGCCUGGCCCUCUCUCCAGAUGGCCCUGGGGCUAGUCCGGAGCCCCCCACCCCCCUGCCACCCUCUACAGAGGUUCAGACAGAGAGGGGCCUGCUGGAGCAAGACAUCAGUGUCACUGUGGCUUCUGAACUGCUUAGAAGACUCUCCGAGAAACAGGAAGUGGUUGUCCAGGGGUUAACAGUAAAGGAGGAGGAGGAACCUAUGGAAGUUGACCCCUUAACCCCAAACAUGACCCCUAACCCAGCCCUGACCCUAGGGGGGCGAGUGGAGCCCAUUAGGGACAAGGAUACAGCCCCUGCCUCUCUCAUCCCUAAAGAAGAGGAUCUGUUUCAGAAAGAACUCUUCUCCCAGGACAUUUCAGUCAAGAUGGCCUCCGCUUUGCUCUUCCAACUCUCAGAAAAAUUCUACAAAGCCAACGAUUUAAAGGAAAGCAGAUCCUUUGGUUUCCCUGUGGAGAAGAAGCCCAGUGCCCCAGACCAACCCAGCCCCCCGGACCAGCCCGACCCCAUCCAGCCUUCCCCUGACCGCCUACAGCCGGUAGGUUGUAAGUAUAGAUGUCCAGUGUGUUCGUAUCAAGCCCAGUGUCAGACCAACCUGAACCAUCACCUGGCGUCACACACUGCUAAAACCUCCGGCUGGGACUAUUACUACAGGUGUCACAUGUGUGGGUUUGAGCUGGAGGGGCGGAGCCAGUUCCUUGGUCACAUGAUGGAGCAUAGCGAAUGGGAAAGGGACGCUUUCUCUCUACGUUGCAGUGUGUGUGACCACUCAACCAAUGAGGAGCGAGCGAUGAGGCUGCACGCCAGCUCUCACACACUCACACACACAGCUGGUGAGACGGGGGGCGAAGAUUACCCAGAAACACACCUGGCAGGAAGCCACGCCCCUGAAGACUCCCCAGUUGACAGGGAAAGCCCACAUAAUAGAGUGCUACGCUCUCUACAGAUAUAACCUACAAACCCAAAUAACUAAGAUAACCAGAACACUGUAGUGCACCCUGGGAUCCGGGGUCAGGUCGAAUUCGCUACCCACAGAUCUCCGAUUUGUGUUGCACUAUGGGAAAUACAGACUGGUUCCAAAAUUAUAUUAUUUGAAGAAAACAUCCGGAUGAAAAUAUAUUACUGUGAACAUAAGUCAUGGUUGCUACUAAUUUCAGUUGGUUCCGGGAAGGAUAUUUCAACAGCAUUAGUCUGUCCUCUGUCAGUUGUCUUUCUCUACUGGUUUGUCCUCUGUCAGUUGUCUUUCUUUACUGGUUUGUCCUCUGUCAGUUGUCUUUCUCUACUGGUUUGUCCUCUGUCAGUUCUCUUUCUUUACUGGUUUGAGCUUUUCAUGUGGCAAACACGCAUAGGCCUCUUGCAACACUAUUUUCACUGGGCCCUGUUUCCACUAGACCCUGACUGUUUCCACUGGACCCUGACUGUUUCCACUAGACCCUGACUGUUUCCACUAGACCCUGACUGUUUCCACUAGACCCUGACUGUUUCCACUAGACCCUGACUGUUUCCACUGGGCCCUGACUGUUUCCACUAGGCCCUGACUGUUUCCACUGGGCCCUGACUGUUUCCACUAGGCCCUGACUGUUUCCACUGGGCCCUGACUGUUUCCACUGGGCUCUUACCGUAUCCACUGGGCCCUGACCGUUUCCACUGGGCCCUGACCGUUUCCACUGGGCCCUGACCGUUUCCACUGGGCCCUGACCGUUUCCACUGGGCCCUGACCGUUUCCACUGGGCCCUGACCGUUUCCACUGGGCCCUGACCGUUUCCACUGGGCCCUUACCGUAUCCACUGGGCCCUUACCGUAUCCACUGGGCCCUUACCGUAUCCACUGGGCCCUUACCGUAUCCACUGGGCCCUUACCGUAUCCACUGGGCCCUUACCGUAUCCACUGGGCCCUUACCGUAUCCACUGGGCCCUGCUUGCAUAUAAUUAGGAAAAUGAAAACCUUGAAAAACAUCUCGCUUGUGAUGCAAUAAAGCAGAUUUUAUUUGUUAAUCUUGAUCCAUUUUGGUCUUGUACAAAUCCAACCCAGAUUAGAUGAAAAUCUUCCAUAUUACUGACAUUUCAAAGUGAAUGUUGUUCUCCUCGGAUUCUGAAUCAGAUGUGUUUUUAAACACCUUUGGCUUUGGAUCCAAUUCAGCACGGAUCUCAAUUAUGGAAUGUCACAUGAGGUUUUCCUCUUUCUGCCUCACUGUUCCCCUCUUCCUUUCUCUGAUCACAUUUUACAUGACAUUUUCUUUCUACCUGUAUUCUCCUGUCUGUUCUCUUCUCUCCCCCCUGGUUUUGCUUCGUCUGUUCUCCUCACUCCUGUUGUUCUCUCUCUUUCUGUCCUCCUGUCAUCUUUUUCUGUUCUCAUUUCCUCCUGUCAUCUUUCUGUCGGUUCUCCUCUAUCCUGUUAUUUCUCGUUCUGUUCUCCUCUCAUCUUCUGUCAUCUCUGUCUGUCCUCUCUCUUGCUCGGUUCUAGUUAGUCAGUACAGCUGUUCUCUCUAAUCUCUCCCUCCUGUAGGUAAGCUGCUCUGUCUCCCUCCCUCUGUAGAAGGUUAGCCAUCCUAUCUUCUUCUCUCUGUAAAACAUUAGCUGGCUCAGUCUAACCUCUCUCCCUCCCUUUAUAAAAGGUUAGUCUCCUCUCUGUCUUGUGUGUGUUAAUGUGUGUUUUCUG